Microthlaspi erraticum is the source of this 963-nucleotide messenger RNA. NCBI's taxonomy places the organism in Eukaryota, Viridiplantae, Streptophyta, Magnoliopsida, Brassicales, Brassicaceae. The record is from the annotation of a GenBank genome assembly.
AUGGCGUCCAGGAGAUUGUCCAAGUAUUCUUUUUCGAAGCCCUCUCUCCUCCUCCAUUCUCGUGCUAUCUCUGGCUCCUCUGCUCACUUCAGCUCGCGUUCCUCUCCCAAGUCGUUUCCUUUCCGGCCAAGUACCUUCACCGGAGUUUCGGGAAACGGCCUAACUUCGGUCACUCGAGCUGCUACUUAUGACCAGCUGUUACCUUCUUCUCGCUGCUUCUCAGAUACCGCAUAUCAGGAUGCAAAUAUGAAGUUUACAAGGAUGGUUGGGGAAGUAUGGUUCAAAACCAUACAAGCAGCUCGUGUGUCGAAGCAACAAACUGUCGAAUCAGAAGACUUGAUGAAAGCUCUGUUGGAGCAAAAAGACGGCCUUGCCAGUCAAAUAUUUGCAAAAGCUGGAAUCAGCAACAGCUCUCUUCUGCAAGCUACGAACGACUUCAUAUCUUCACAAGCAAAGGAUAUAGGUGAUGACAGCGGUCAGAUAUCUACGUUUACAAAAUGGUUUUGUGCACAACCACAACCUAAGGUUAGUAUUGGGUCAUCUAUCGAAACUGUAUUUAUGCACGCAGCUUGGUAUAAGGAAGAGCUUGAAGAUGAUCAUGUGUCAGUGGAACACCUUCUGUUGGCCUUUUAUUCGGAUGAAAGGUUUGGACAAGAUUUUUUAAAGACGCUGAAACUUGAUGAGAAAGCCCUCAAGGAUGCUAUUAUAGCUGUUUGUGGUAGUCAACAAGCGACUGAUCAAACAUGUGAAGCUACAAAUGUAGAGCCUACAGUAACAUAUACAGCACUUGGAAAGUAUGGAAAUGAUUUAACCGAGAUGGCUAGACAAGGACAACUCGAUCCUGUCAUUGGACGGGAUGAUGAAAUUCGGCGUUGCAUCCAGAUACUAUGCAGGAAGACAAAAAGCAAUCCUGUUAUCGUUGGUGAACCUGGUGUAGGGAAAACUGCAAUUGCAGAAGGGUAA